UGUUUUUUUUUAUUUCAGCAAAAGAUGUAUCCUAUGAAACCUUAUAAUGAGGGGAUUGUUGUUAAACCGGCAAAAAUUGUUUAUGAAGUAUCUAGUUAUCAUACAAAUUCUUCGACUAAAACUUCUACAAACAACAUUGAAAAUCAAAUGAGUAAAUUAGAAAUUAAAAAGAGUGAAAUAAUGCCAAAGGAAUCUACAAAAAAGUUUGAAAAGUCGGUAAUUCCAAGGCUGGUCCCCCCCCUUUUUUUCUGUUCCCCUGACCAUUUUGAACUUUUUUGCUUGGCAUAUAAUUUUCAAUAUAUCAUUCGAAAGAGCUGUUCGAGCUGA
This is a messenger RNA of Meloidogyne enterolobii, 327 nucleotides long. NCBI's taxonomy places the organism in Eukaryota, Metazoa, Nematoda, Chromadorea, Rhabditida, Meloidogynidae. The record is from the annotation of a GenBank genome assembly.